AUGAGUGAGAGAGAGAAAGGUGAUCAUGGGAAGAAUCCUGGCAAAUCAAGUGAAGAACUUGACAUUCUUCAAAGAAGUAAUAAGAGGAAUAAAUGUGAGGGAGAUCAGUUUUCAAAUGAUGUAUCUAUGAUAUCUAGACAUGAAGGUUGGAUGGAAGAUGAGAAUGGCCAACGUUCAACCUGGAGGGAAAUUCUGAUGCGUCAUAAUGGAGAAGAUGAUGAAUGGGAAGGAGAGGCGUCUGCUGAAGAAGACUUUGAUGGGGAGGAACCUGCUGAGGAAGAGGAUGUCAACCAUGGAGGAAUUAAGAUGUGGGAGGAAGAUGAUGGGUGUACUUAUUUUAGUUGCACCAAAAGAGCAAGGAAGAGAAUGAGGAAACCUUGGGAGAAAGCUCUGAUUGUUAAACUCCUUGGGAAGAAAAUUGGGGUGGAGUUUAUGAAGAAAAAAAUAAAUGUCUUAUGGGCUAGAAAAGGCAAAAUCAAUGUCACUGAUAUUGGUAAUGACUUUUUCGUAGUCCAGUUUAGUGAGAAGGAUGAUCUCAAUUUUGCUUUGAACGGUGGUCCAUGGAUUGUUUUGGGUCAUUAUUUAUCGUUGAGGAAGUGGGAACCAACUUUCAGACCUAAUAGUGCUGGAAUUGCUAAGAUUGCUGCUUGGAUUCGGUUACCGGAUAUUCCCAUUGAAUUCUAUGAUGAAGCUUUUUUUAGAAGGAUUGGAAACUGGUUAGGCAAGAUGAUCAAGGUAGACAGCAAUACAAAUGCUCCUGUAAGAGGACGGUUUGCAACAAUAUGUGUGGAACUGGACCUAUCUCAGCCAUUAAAGGGUGAUUAUGUGCUGGAAGGAUUUACCAAACAAAUUGAGUAUGAAGGAUUAGGACUCAUUUGUUUUGGUUGUGGGAAAUAUGGACAUAGCACCGAGAAUUGUUCAGCUGCUCCAAAGCAACUCAGUUCAUCCGAUAUUCAUAAUGACGAUCAAAUUCAUCAAGAGGAACCUGGCAACUCAGAAUUCCAUCGAAGCAAAGGAUUGGGACCUUGGAUGGUUGUUAAUCGUCAACGCAGGAGCCGGCAUCCUCCUCAAACGGCCGGUGCAGUCCAGCCAGGCGCUGUUGGACCUAUUAAUGAGGAGGAUCAUAAUCAAAUAAUUAAUUCUGUUACUCCUCAUAUGGGGGCCCCUCAGUUUGAAAUUCCUCAGAAAAUAUGGACUAAAUCUAAAAAGUCCAAAGAUACCCCUAGGACUAAAUCAACGGUUCCUACUAUGCAUGCGGCUCCUUCUUCAAGCACGGGUAAGAGGUGUCCAGUCCAGAGUGAAAAUCGUGAAGAUCAUACUCCCGUUCCACCAUCUCCAUCAAUUGCUACUCCCAUGGCGGUUAGUCCUAUGCAAGCAAAUCAACAUGAUCAGGAAAAUAGGAUGAAAGCAGAUAGCACUUUGAACCAGAAUCAAGAGCAGUUAUAUGGCACAUUUCAUAAAACUAGUCCUGAUAUAUCAGUUGACAACAGCAGCGACAUCCAAAAUCCUGAAACCUCAACCAUCUCUACGUGCAUGGAGGUGGACAGAGUUCACCAGGAAGAUAUUUCAAGAAUGAAGGAUGCAAGAGCCUUGGAGGGAGCAGUGAAACCCCAGUUUCAAAAAUCGCUUUUUCUGUUUACUAGGAAAUAUAAGCCUAGUAUUGUAGUGAUUCUAGAACCUCGGUGUAGUGGUCAAAAAGCUUCUGACAUUAUCCGAAAAUCUGGGUUUAAGCAUGCUUUUGUUCAAGAGGCAGAAGGUUACUCAGGGGGUAUUUGGAUCCUCUGGAAUGAUGAGACUGGUCUCAUUGAAAUUGUUAAUCACACAAAACAGUUUGUUCAUUUUAAAGUUCAGAAUUUCCAUGUUCCUUCCUUUUCUUGCACGGCAGUUUAUGCGAGUCCUAGGGAAGAAAAUAGAAAGGAGCUUUGGGAUGAUCUGCUAAACAUUAGUCUCCAUUGCAAUGGGCCGUGUUGGAAGACUACCUUUACUGAUGCUGGCGUUAAGGUACUUCCACGGAUUUAUUCUGAUCAUAGUCCCAUUUUGGUCUACUUGACUAACUUGGACACAGGUUGGAAAAAUCGUCCCUUUCGCUUUGAGAUUGCUUGGAUGGAGCAUUAUAACUUUACUCAGUUUCUGGCUAGGAGCUGGAAUGUUGUGAAAGACACUAGAACGAAUCUGCAUGAUCUGACUCCAAAUUUAAAAAGAUGGAACAAGGUAGUCUUUGGCAACAUUUUCAACAGGAAGACUAACCUAUUGCAUAGUAUUGCAGAAAUUCAGAAUCAUGUUGAUUAUCAUACCAACUUAUCUCUCCAAUCUAGAGAAAAGGAGGUUAGGAAGGACCUUGAUGCGGUUCUCAUACAAGAAGAGAUCUUAUGGUUUCAAAAAGCCAGGGAAGCUAGACAACUUCAUCAAUUGGUAACAGAUUUCUAUAGCAACUUGUUUAGUGAGGAAGUCCUUAAUCGUGAUUGGGUGAAAACAAAGACUACUUGGCCCCUUCUGCACGAUCAUCUGCUAUCUAAUCUGACUCGUAAUCUUUCGGAUGACGAAAUUUCAAAAGCUGUUUUUAGUAUCAACGGGUCAAAAGCUCCAGGGGAAGAUGGUUUUCCAGCUGCCUUUUUUCAUAAGAAUUGGAGUCUUAUUAAGACUAAUGUUAUUAAGGAUGUUAACAUGAUGUUUCAGAAUCCCAAUCUGAUUCACCUUGUGAACUCGACUCUUCUGGUCCUCAUUCCAAAA
This is a messenger RNA of Gastrolobium bilobum, 2730 nucleotides long. RefSeq lists its product as uncharacterized. The annotation marks the transcript as partial. Gene Ontology annotation, molecular function: zinc ion binding; nucleic acid binding. The transcript is spliced from 5 exons. Lineage: Eukaryota; Viridiplantae; Streptophyta; Magnoliopsida; Fabales; Fabaceae. The record is from RefSeq and is a predicted model, not a curated record.